AUGGAUUACGAGGCGAUGAAAGAUCAAUGGAGCGAUGUCGAGGAUCGCGAUGGCAUCAGGCUUAGCUGGAACACCUUCCCGAGCUCUCGCAUGGAAGCAUCCCGCCUUGUCGUCCCCAUUGCUGCCAUCUAUACGCCACUGAAGGAGAAGCCCGAUACCCCAUUGCUACAAUACGAGCCUGUGACCUGUAAACAGCCCUGCCGAGCUGUCCUCAACCCAUAUGCCACGGUGGAUGUUCGCGCGCGGAUCUGGAUCUGUCCCUUCUGUCUGAUGCGCAACCCUCUUCCCCCGCACUACAAGGACAUCACGGAGAACACAAUACCCCCGGAGCUUCACCCCUCGAGCACGACAAUCGAAUACCAAUUGGCACGCCCGGCCCCGGCUCCACCUAUCUUUGUCUAUGUUGUCGAUACCUGUCAGGAGGAGGACAGCCUCCAGGCCGUCAAGGAUUCCUUGGUGAUGAGCCUGUCCCUUCUGCCGCCGAAUGCGCUGGUGGGCCUGAUCACCUUCGGCACAACAACCCAAGUUCACGAGCUCGGCUAUACCGAGUGUGCCAAGUCGUACGUGUUCCGAGGCAACAAGGACUAUGCCGCCAAGCAGGUGCAGGAGAUGCUCGGCCUUGCUCAGGCCCUGCGCCCCGGUGUCCCCCAGCAACAACCCGCUCGCCCUCCUCUUGGUCCGGCUGCACGCUUCCUUCUGCCGGUUCAGCAGGCCGAGUUCCAGAUCACCAACGUCCUCGAACAGCUGCAGCGUGAUCCCUGGCCUGUAGCCAACGACAAGCGUCCCCUGCGCUGCACGGGUGUUGCGCUGAGCGUUGCUAUUGGUUUGCUGGAGACGUCUUUCCAGAAUGCCGGUGGUCGCAUCAUGGCCUUCACCAGUGGAGCAGCCACCGAAGGGCCCGGCAACGUUGUUUCGCCGGAGCUCAAGGAACCGAUCCGUUCGCACCACGACAUCGAUCGUGAUAAUAUCAAGUACUACAAGAAGGCUGUCAAGUUCUACGACAAUCUCGCCAAGCGGGCUGCGAAUAAUGGCCAUGUCGUCGACAUCUUCGCUGGAUGUCUGGAUCAAGUCGGCAUGCUGGAAAUGAAGAAUCUGUCCAACUACACUGGCGGCCACAUGCUUUUGACGGAUAGCUUCACAUCAUCGCAGUUCAAGCAAUCCUUUGUCCGCGUGUUUGACAAGGAUGACAAUGAUAAUCUGCUGAUGGGCUUCAAUGCCUCUCUCGAAGUCCUGACCACCAAGGAGCUCAAGGUCACUGGGCUCAUCGGUCAUGCCAUCUCGCUAAACAAGAAGUCGAGCUCUGUUGGCGAGACGGAGUGCGGUAUUGGCAACACCUGUGCAUGGAAGAUGUGUGGUAUCGACCCGUCGUCCAGCUACGGUAUUUACUUUGAGAUUGCCAACCAAGGCGGCCCUGCCGCCGUGCAGCCUGGUCCGCAAAAGGGCAUGAUGCAGUUCUUGACAUACUACCAGCACUCAUCUGGGCAUUACCACCUGCGUGUGACUACCACGGCUCGACCCUUAAGCGGACCUGCGGGCGACCCGACUUUGGCCCAGUCGUUCGACCAAGAAGCGGCUGCCGUACUCAUGGCACGUAUUGCUGUUUUCAAGGCCGAGGUGGACGAUGGCCCCGAUGUGCUUCGAUGGGUGGACCGGAUGUUGAUCAGGCUCUGUUCGCGGUUUGCCGACUACCGGAAAGACGACCCUACCUCGUUCCGACUGGAGAAGAAUUUCACCCUCUAUCCCCAGUUCAUGUUCCAUCUCCGCCGCAGCCAGUUCCUGCAGGUGUUCAACAACUCGCCCGAUGAGACCGCGUUCUACAGGCACGUCCUGAACCACGAGGAUGCCGGCGACUCGCUGGUCAUGAUCCAGCCAACUCUGGACUCGUACUCGCUGGAGCAGGAGGGCAGCCAGCCAGUGCUCUUGGAUUCUGCCUCCAUUCAGCCCACGCACAUCCUUCUCCUUGACACUUUCUUCCACAUCCUCAUCUUCCACGGCGAGACCAUUGCCGAAUGGCGAAAAGCCGGCUACCAAGACCAGGAGGGUUACGAGAAUCUCAAGGCGCUUCUUGAGCAGCCCAAGGAGGAUGCAAGGGAACUCAUUGCCGAUCGGUUCCCGCUGCCCCGGUUCAUUGUCUGUGACGCGGGCGGCUCCCAGGCCCGUUUCCUGCUGUCCAAGCUGAAUCCUUCAACCACCCACGCCACUGGCGGCUACGGUGGCGGUGUGUCCUCGCAGACCAUCUUCACGGAUGACGUCUCGCUGCAGACGUUCAUGGAUCACCUGAUGAAGCUUGCCGUUUCCGGAACUAGUUAG
This is a messenger RNA of Penicillium riverlandense, 2310 nucleotides long. It is a transcript of the gene sec23, whose product is annotated as GTPase-activating protein SEC23. Gene Ontology annotation, cellular component: COPII vesicle coat; endoplasmic reticulum exit site. Gene Ontology annotation, molecular function: zinc ion binding; GTPase activator activity. Bases 1 to 2310 code for a protein of 769 amino acids. The transcript has 7 exons. Lineage: Eukaryota; Fungi; Ascomycota; Eurotiomycetes; Eurotiales; Aspergillaceae. The record is from RefSeq and is a predicted model, not a curated record. Gene Ontology annotation, biological process: COPII-coated vesicle budding; intracellular protein transport; endoplasmic reticulum to Golgi vesicle-mediated transport.